Molecule: messenger RNA, 1752 nt
Organism: Cannabis sativa
Lineage: Eukaryota; Viridiplantae; Streptophyta; Magnoliopsida; Rosales; Cannabaceae
Product: aspartic proteinase NANA, chloroplast
Exons: 2
Coding region: 225-1628 (467 amino acids)
Biological process (GO): proteolysis
Molecular function (GO): aspartic-type endopeptidase activity
Source: RefSeq, a predicted model, not a curated record
AAGUAUUUCUAUAUAUAUAUAUAGGCUAUAUGAAGAAAAAUGACCUGUGUAAUCCUAGUAUAUAUAUAUAUAUAUUAUAUAUAUAUAGCCUAAAAAUUUACAUGCAACGUUGGCCUCAUAUGUAAAACCGCCUUACAAAUUUUCUAUGUCCUUCAUUCAAUUCCAUCUUAAAAAUCUCAAAUCUCUUCAUUUCAUCUCAAUUUUCAGUCCCAACAAAAAAAAAAAUGAAAAUGAACUUCCUCCAAUCAUUUUCCCUCCUACUCCUCUCUCUAAUUUUCGCCACAACAAAUAACAUCAUUCAUGGUUUUCACGACGACGGCGAAAUUGUAAGGUUCGAGUUGAUCCACCGAAACUCUCCCAAACUUUGUGGCCACGAUGGCCACAAUGUCUUCUUGGGAGAAAAACCGAAAACCCAAAUGGAAAACCUAAAGCAGUUUCACCAACGAGAUGUUUCCAGGAGGGCCAUCCUUCUGGAAACAUCGUCAUCAUCAGUGAAACUGCCUAUAAAUUCAGGGUCGGAUUAUGGAACUGGAGAGUACUUUGUUCACGUGACGAUCGGGACACCGGGGCAGAGAUUCGUGUUGGUUGCGGAUACGGGGAGUGAAUUGACAUGGAUGAAUUGUAGAUAUAAAAAUUAUGAGCCUAAAAAGAAGGGUAAAGAGCCCAUAUUUAAGGCUGAUGAGUCUUCUACGUUUAGAACUGUGUCUUGUUCUUCUCGUAUGUGUAAGAUUGAUCUUGCUGAUCUCUUUUCUCUUGCCAAGUGUCCUACUCCUUCCACUCCAUGUGGCUAUGAUUACAGGUACCUACAAGGUUCUGCAGCAUUGGGCUUCUUUGGCAAUGAAACUAUAUCAGUAGACCUCACCAAUGGCAAGAAGAAAACAUUGAACAAUGUCCUAAUUGGCUGUACUCAAACGAUUAAGGAUGAGCAAGGCAUUUUCAAAGGAGCUCAUGGUGUACUUGGCUUAGGCAAUGGGAAGCACACAUUCACAUCAAAAGCAGCUCAAGAUUUCGGUUCCAAGUUCUCGUAUUGCUUGGUCGAUCACUUGAGCUCCCAAAACUUGACAAACUACAUAGUGUUCGGUUCCACCAGGCCUAAAACCGCGCUCUCGAGCCGUGUGCAGCGUACCCCUCUUGUUUUGGGAGGCGCUCUCGGUCCACUCUAUGGCGUGAAUAUUGUGGGAAUCUCAGUUGGGGGUCAAGUGGUAAACAUACCACCGGCUGUUUGGGAUGUCAACCGUGGAGGUGGAACGGUUCUUGAUUCGGGAACAAGCUUAACGUUUCUAGCAGAACCAGCUUACAAACCCGUGACAGCUGCAUUCAGCAAGUACAUGUCGAAAUUGCAAAGAUUGCCUGACGAUGGAGGACCAUUCGAGUUCUGUUACAACUCAACUAGGUUUCAAGACUCUUUGGUGCCGUCGCUAAAAAUCAAGCUUGCAAAUGGUGCUGUGUUUGAACCCCCGAUGAAGAGCUAUAUCCUCGAUGUUGCACCAGAGACUAGGUGUCUUGGAUUUGUUUCGGCUAGUUGGCCAGGCACAUCUAUCAUCGGCAACAUCAUGCAGCAAAACCACUUGUGGGAAUUCGAUCUAGGGAAAAGUCUCUUAAGCUUUGCACCCUCUACUUGUACUUGAUUAAUUCUUACACAUACACAUACUAUUGUGUGUUACAAAACCCCAAGAUACUUUCAUGAUCGUAUAUUCCACUGUGGGAUUGCUAAGAUUUCAAUACUAUUAACUAAAAUUAUUGCUACUAAAA